AUGUCUCCUGAUAUCGAUGAUUCUCCCACGCGCUCAUCUCGUACUCAAGCUAGUUGGGGAGCGCUUGUCGUCAUCGCUCUGCUCCGCCUCGAGGAGAGAGUGGAGAUCCCAAUCAACGGCGAUACCUUCAAGGACCUGACGGCCACUGCGAUUACGAUGGCCGGGACGGUUUUCGCGACGGUGUACGGCGCCCUGCUCAUCUGGCUCACGCAAGGACUCGCCCUACGGCGCCUGCUCACCAGUCAGCAAACCCUGACCGCGAUGCACGACGAGUACAACUCCUGGAUCGGUCUUGGAUCCGCCUUGAUGUCCCUUUACUGCCAAACGAGGCUCCGUAGUGCACUGUUCCCCGUCAUCUGCAUCACGAGCUAUCUCGUCGAGGCGGCAAUCCUUCAUAUUACGAUUCCCGCCAUGUUCACGCUGGUGGUCGCCUCUCGAGGGCGCAGCGAAGAGGCGUCGAUUAUACCGGCGUAUCCGAACGCGUAUAAUUGGUUGUAUCCCAAUGACGAGGUAGCCCCGUUGUUGCACACUCUAUUCAGCGACGCGUCUAGCUUGCUGCCAUAUGUCGGUGAUUUGCAGCCGGAGAACACGAUCGGUCUGGCCAAGAGCACAUUGUAUGGUCAACUUCAAUCUCGCGAUGGCGAGGGCACCGCCAUCGUAAACGCGACAACCUUCAAUGUCACCUGCGGGUCGCUGGAUGGAGUGGAGGUAGUGAACGACAUUGUCCAGAAUGGCGAUCAAGUGGUCUGGUAUAACAUUUCGCACGUCUAUCCCGAUGGCUCGAAGCAACACAAUGUCGCAGUCAACUACAUCCAACCCACCAACGCCAUGGCGCUUGGCUUCGCUGAAGAAAUGGCGUCUAAUCGCAGCUUCUACUUGUACGGCAAUUUCGACAUCGAAGACUCGGCGGGCACACUCCUCCCGAACCUUACUCUCAGCAACAGACGUGGCUUGCCCGCGAACAUGUCGCUCAUUGGCUGCGAUCUGUACAGCUACAAUCAUACGGUCCCGGUAGAUGUCUCAUCGCGCGUGGUCGACGAAUCUGCGGUUCCACCGCUGCGCGCAAGCUCGAUCUGGUCUGUAUGGCAGCCCCAAAGCCCCGUCGACCCAGAAGCCUUAGACCUCCUAGACCUGUGGAGUACAGCAGUGUCAACACAGUGCUCUACGACGUACAGUCUAGGAGGCCCGGGUACGAAAUAUCUGGGCUUCAUGGAGAAGUACGCGCUUUACAUCGUUUCGACCCUUGGCAUGGAACUUCCUGGUCGGACUUCGUUGAAUCCUUUAAGGGCACGUGUGCAACUGCAUGAAGUUGAGAAUGCCCUCAGCAAGUUGGCUGCCUCAUACUUCUGGUCCGCGAACCAACACAACUACCACCGAGGAUCGCAACUCGGUGGCCAACUCACGGAAUAUUCACAAAUUUGGGUGUAUGAGCCCGUUCAACGAUUGCAUCUUAAUCUAACGUCGGUCGCGGUGGGACUCGUCACGUCCUUCUUUCUCAUGGUGACCAACGUGCUGCUUGUGCGCCCCCGCGAAUCGCGCUUGAAAGGCGCCGUCGACGUCCUCGACUCCCUCGGCCUGCUGCAAAUCAUUUGGUUCUUGCGUGACCGCCCAGAAGUCCUCGACACCGUAGGCCGCGUCGAAAAUCCGACUGAGGAUGAGCUGCGUCUAGCAGGCCUGUUCGCGGUGCAGCCGAAGGUACACGCGUCGGAUAGUCCAGCGUUCGUGCUGCCACACACGUCCGAGCGGACGACGCCCUCGUACAAAUGGCAAGGGGACUUUGUAUUUCAGCCUGUACCAUUACACUCGCCUGCCUCCGACUGGGGGCCAAGCAAGUCCGAGAUGGACGAAGAUACAGCUAACUCCAUGAUUUCCACCACUAAUGCGGCGGGCCCGACCCGCGCACCACGAUCCCAGUCGAGCUGGAGCUCCUUCCAAGCUGCGGCCGAGCGCUUUCUGACCUCGCUCAAUAACACGAUCAGCCAAGUUCGUUUCCUGCGGAGAUUGUCGUACGCGAUGCAUGGAUUCCUCGUCGGGAUGCACCUUGCGUUGCUCAUCAUUUGCGUCUACCAUCUGGAGGAGGAGGUCGUGAUCCCACUGUCCAGCAGCACGUUUGACGACCUUACCUCGACUGCGAUCACUGUCUCUGGGACUGUCUUCGCCACGGUCUAUGGCGCCCUGCUCAUCUGGCUUACCCAGCGACUUGCUCUGCGGCGACUGUUGACAAGCAAGCAGACGUUAACUGCGAUGCACGACGAGUAUAACUCGUGGAUCGGUCUCGGAUCGGCGCUCAUGACGCUCUACGGUCAGAGCAGGAUACGCAGUGCCCUGGGAUCGAUUGCUUGCAUAGCGAGCUACUUGGUCAACGCCGCGAUCCUUCAUGUGACGAUUCCCGCUAUGUUCACACUCCAGGUCGGGACUUAUCCCCACCCGGCCGAUGUGAGUAGCAUAGCUGCGUAUCCCCACGUCAAUGGCUUGUUGCACACGCAGACCGAGAACUCACACGACGAUGCAUCGGCGCUGGCGAGGGCGCUCUUCAGUGACGCGUCAAGUUUGCUGCCUUACGUCGUUCUUCUCGACUCGGACAAGACAGUCGGGCUGGCGCAAUCAACCAUGUACGACCAGCUGGUGCUCAAUGAGGGCAACAAUACCGUCAACGUCAACGCGACGACCUUCAACGUGACCUGCGGCUCACUCAAUGACUUCAAUGUAGAAAGCCAGAGCAUCUUCAUGGGCGACCAGAUAGCGUUCUACAACAUCUCGCAUGUGUACCCCAACGGUACACAGCAGAACAACGUCAAGGUCAAGUUCAUCCUACCCAACAAUACUAUGGCUCUCGGCUUUCCUGGCCGUGCCUCCGACGACAUGGGCCCCGCAACGAAUCGCAGCUUUUACCUAUACGGCACUUUUGACGUCGAAGACUCCGCCGGGACCGUCUUGCCCAAUGUUACACUGCCAACCAAGCAGGGCACGCCGAUUAACAUGACCAUACUGGGCUGCGAUCUGUAUGCUUACAACCAUACUAUCGACAUCUCGGUCUCAACGCGUCUGCCCUUGGACGGGCAGAUUCCAAACCUGUCCAUCAGUUCGAGUCUGUCGGCUUGGCAGCCUCAAGACCCACCAGCGCCGGGCGACUUGAAUAUUCUAGACCUGUGGAGUACAGCCGUCUCUAAUCAGUUCCAGACAACAUUCACUCUUGGUGGGGCGGAUCAAGACAAGUUGGGCUUCAUGGAAAAGUACAUCAUCUCGUUUCUGGGUCUGAAGCUACCAGGCUGGUCGGAGAUACACGCCUCGCGUGGUCGCGUACAAUUACACAACGUCGAGAAUGCUUUGAGUCGUCUCGUGGCUUCGUAUUUUUGGUCUUUCAAUCAGGUUAAUAACCAAGACCAAUACUCGAUACAGCGCUCGACUAUCAAGACGGUUGUGGUACCAGAGGCCGUGCAACGACUUCAUCUCAACCUGACGCCUGUGGCCGUCGGUCUGGCCGUAUCGUUGCUUCUCAUGGCCACAAACGCGCUCCUGGUACGCCCGCGCGAGUCUCGAACCGUGGGCGCCGUCGAUGUCCUAGACUCGCUCGGCCUUCUCCAACUUAUCUGGUUCGUGCGCGGCCGACCAGAAGUUCUCAGAAGGAUUGGUCGUGUCGAGCAUCCGAACGAGGACGACCUGCGUCUCGCGGGCAUGUUUGUCAUACAACCCGACGUACGAGCAUCGCUUUGCCCACCUGGUGGAGAAGCCGUGCUGACGCUUUCGCCUAUGUCGUCCGAGCCGUCGACCCCUACAUACAAGUGGCGAGAAGAGGAUACGCAGCUAUCACCAUUGCCGUCCCCUUCGACAGAAUGGACACCUCACAAAGAAUACGACGAGCCUGGUCACUACUAG
This is a messenger RNA of Schizophyllum commune H4-8, 3876 nucleotides long. RefSeq lists its product as uncharacterized. The record is from RefSeq and is a predicted model, not a curated record. The transcript has 18 exons. Bases 1 to 3876 code for a protein of 1291 amino acids. NCBI's taxonomy places the organism in Eukaryota, Fungi, Basidiomycota, Agaricomycetes, Agaricales, Schizophyllaceae.